CACAUAAGAUAUCACGUGCGGUAAUUUUUUGCGGGACUAUAUAUAUGGUAAUUCUUUUCGGCGCCUUUAGUUCUUGGGCAUCGAAAAGAAGCCCGAAUUCCUUCGAAUUAGGGUUCGUACUAUCGUUUCUUUGCCGAUUUCCUCUUCGCUACCUCCGGUUUAAUCUGUGAUGGCUGCGAGAGGUCGGCUAGCUCGCCAGCCUUUUGAAGAUGGUCGUCGUGGGUAUCCUGCUAUUCCAGGACCAUAUGCACGUGUUCAUCCCUCUCGUCCUCCCCAUCCUGCUGUCUAUGAGGAAGAACUUGAAGUGCAACAGCAUGAGAUUCGGAGGCUUUUGAGUGAUAACCGCAGGCUUGCUGAGGAUCGGAUGGCUUUUCAGCAGGAACGUGCUGCUGUGAAGGAGGAGAUUCAUCGUAUGAAUUUGUUCAUUGCUGAUAUUCGUGCUGAAAAAGAUGCACAUUCUAGGGAGCUAAUUGAGAAAGGCUUGAAGUUGGAUGCUGAUCUAAGAGCGGCUGAACAUUUGAGGAAUGAAGUAAUACUGCUUCGUGCCGAAGUUCAGAAACUUAAUGCCAUGAGACAAGAUCUCACUGUGCAGGGUCAGACACUGACACAAGAUUUGAAAAAGGCACGAGCUGAGCAUCAGCAAAUCCCUGUUCUUAGGUCUGAAAUUGACAGUCUAUAUCAGGAGCUUAUGCGAGCAAGGUCUGCUAUCGAGUAUGAGAAAAAAGGAAAUACUGAACUGCUGGAGCAAAGACAGGCAAUGGAGAAAAACUUGGUCUCCAUGGCUCGUGAAGUUGAAAAGUUACGGGCUGAUCUUUCAAAUGUUGAGGGAAGACCAUGGGGUGUCGGUGGAACCUAUGGUAUCAAACAUGGAAGCCCUGAAGCACCUUUUGCUCCGUAUGGGGAGGGAUACGGACUUCAUCUGGGUGGCACUGAUAAAGCUCCGGUCUAUGGUGCUGGCUCUGGAACGUGGGGAACAUAUGACAAGUCUCAUAUUGGACGUCGUUGAGCUGGUGUUUUAGUUUGUUUUUGAAUUGAAAGCAAUCACUUCAUUUUGACAUCUUCAGUGAAAGGGACGUUCUUAAGCUAAGUUGGUUGGUGCAUACUUCACCAUCAUUAUCUCUUAAGAAAGUGCUUGACAUGAGAAAGCAACAUGGCGUACUGUUUAUGUUUUACAUUUGCUUCCGUAUUGUUUAAUGUUCUAUAUCUGUUGUAUGUUAAACUUAUUAGAUAUGAGACUUAGUAAUUAUCUCCGACAUAUUUAUGUUUUGUUGUUUUUUGUUGAUUGUUCCGUCUAUCCUAUUUUUGAUUGUUGAUUCUAUGGAUUAAGUUGGCCUGUUCUAGUGAA
This is a messenger RNA of Dendrobium catenatum, 1345 nucleotides long. RefSeq names its product protein FLX-like 3. Lineage: Eukaryota; Viridiplantae; Streptophyta; Magnoliopsida; Asparagales; Orchidaceae. The coding region runs from base 170 to 1006 and encodes 278 amino acids. The transcript is spliced from 5 exons. The record is from RefSeq and is a predicted model, not a curated record.